Messenger RNA from Tauraco erythrolophus (red-crested turaco), 796 nucleotides. The record is from RefSeq and is a predicted model, not a curated record. NCBI's taxonomy places the organism in Eukaryota, Metazoa, Chordata, Aves, Musophagiformes, Musophagidae.
AGAUAUUACAUACAGCAUUUCCUUGGAAGCUGUGACAACCCUCAUCGUCUUCCUGUCCUGCCAAUUAUUUCACAAAGAGAUUCGACGGGAGAGCAUCAUUCACAAAUACCUGAUGCAUGGGCGAUGUCUCCCGUAUACCAGCAGGCUUGUGAAAACUUUACUAUAUAAUUUCAUUCGACAAGAAAGAAGCCCUCCGCCAGGGACCCAUAUCUUUCAGCAGCAAACGGAUGGAGGAGGACUACUUUAUGGAAUUGCAGCUGGGGUGGCAACUGGCCUGUGGACAGUCUUCACGCUAGGUAGAGUGGGGAAUAAACCAUCACCGCAGCUGGAGCAUUGCUCCCCUCUAGCUAACCAGAGUCUGCUGCUUCUCCUGGUCCUGGCUAAUCUGACCGAUGCUCCAGACACACCGAAUCCCUACAGGCAAGCUAUUAUGUCCUUCAAGAACACACAAGACAGCACCGCUUUUUCCUCAUCAAAUCCGCAUGCUUUCCAGAUUAAUUUUAACAGCUUAUACACAGCCUUGUGUGAGCAGCAGAAAUCUGACCAAGCGACUCUCCUUUUGUACAUGCUUCUGCAUCAAAACACCAACGUACGGACAUAUGUGUUGGCACGAACGGACAUAGAAAAUCUUGUUCUGCCAAUUCUUGAAAUUCUGUAUCACGUUGAAGAGAGGAAUUCGCACCACGUUUACAUGGCUCUUAUCAUUUUGCUGAUCCUUACGGAGGACGAUGGCUUCAACAGAUCCAUUCAUGAAGUGGUGAGUCGUUGUUCAGCUCUCAGAAUUCUUCAGCUUUAA